Thecamonas trahens ATCC 50062 is the source of this 1436-nucleotide messenger RNA. RefSeq lists its product as uncharacterized. The transcript has 3 exons. The record is from RefSeq and is a predicted model, not a curated record. The coding region runs from base 1 to 1395 and encodes 464 amino acids. NCBI's taxonomy places the organism in Eukaryota, Apusomonadida, Apusomonadidae.
AUGUUGAAGGCUGUGAGACGGAUUGGGAAGAAGAGCUUCAAGUUCAAGUACACUGUCACCGUCCACAGCUGCCAGGUUGUCCACACAGCCAAGAUGGCGCCGAUGCCGCUGAUGGUGGCGUGGACACGGGGUCCGCGCAAGGCCUUUACCCAUGCCGGGUUCGUCAAGGCGGGAGUGAUCGGGUGGGAGAGCGAGCUGUCGAUGGUGGCCACGCUGUAUCAAGAGUCGGACGGCUCGGGCUUUGAGAAGAAGAUGUACAAGUUUGCGCUGAAGGAGGAUCAGGGGAAGAAGGGCGGGAAGAAGACGCUGGCGGCAGUCGAGCUGGAUCUGGCCGAGUUUGCGUCAUUGGAUGCGUCGGCGGUGCGGCAGGCGUUUGAUCUCAAGCCGGCGUCGUCAAUGGUCCGCUCGGCCGAGCUCGAGCUGACCAUUGCUUGCGCCUUUCUGGCGAUGCUCUCGUCGGAGAUGGGAUCGGUCGACCACGACGGCGCCGGCGAGUCGCGCCGCGAGUCGCGCUAUCGCGAAGAGCUCCUCCGCGAGACCGAGGCAUAUGGCGCCGAUGGCGCCCGAGUCGCCGAGCUGGAGACGCAACUCGAGCUGGCGCAGGCCUCAGCAGACGCCGCCGCGCAGUCGUGGACCGACGAGCGCGCGGUCUACGAGGCGACCAUUGCCAAGCUCAAGAGCCAGGUUGCGCGCGAGAAGGCCAAGGCAGCUAGCAUCAAGGACGAGCUGGCCGAGGCGCGGGCGAGCGCAGGAGCAGCAGGCGGGAGCGGCGGCGGGAGCGACGACGGCAAGUACCGCGCGCUUGCCAAGCAACUCGAGGGCGAGGUUCGCGAGCUGGAGGAGGACAUAACGGCCAUCGAGGACGAGAACGAGGUGCUGAUGACCAAGUGCCGCCAGCUGGUGGCCGACAAAAAGGCUGCUGAGGCAGAGGCUGCGGCACUACGCAAGGAGCUCGUGGCGAGCAAGCAACAGCGCAGUGCGAGCAGCGCAGCCGAAGCCACCGCCGCCAGCAGCGCAGCCGAGCUCGAGGCGGCACGGCAGGAGGCGGCAGCAGCACGAGUCCAGGUUCGCGAGCUAGAGGCACAGAAUGCAGCGCUGGAGCGGCGGCUGCGCGCCAUGCCGCAGCUCGCGCGCACCACGUCGGCGUCGGGCCACAUCCGCGACAUCGAGAUCGAGCGCGAGGCGCUGGGCGUGGAGCUCGAGACCACCAAAGCUGCGCUCCGUGAGCUGGAGGGUGAGCUGAUCGGCGCCAAGAUGGCGUCGGCCGAAGCCGCCUUUGAGCUCGAGACGUUGCGCGGCGAGAAGCGCGGCCUUGCCAAGCAGCUGGCCAAGGCCAAGCUCGCCUACAACGCGCUCUCGGAGCGGAUGACCGAGAUGGAAGUCAAGUCGCUGUAGAAAGGGCGUGUGCGAUGAGGAAUACAGACAUUGAUGGCCGU